Messenger RNA from Tarenaya hassleriana, 1920 nucleotides. Its product is annotated as serine/threonine-protein kinase-like protein At1g28390. NCBI's taxonomy places the organism in Eukaryota, Viridiplantae, Streptophyta, Magnoliopsida, Brassicales, Cleomaceae. Gene Ontology annotation, cellular component: plasma membrane. The transcript has a single exon. The record is from RefSeq and is a predicted model, not a curated record. The coding region runs from base 395 to 1792 and encodes 465 amino acids. Gene Ontology annotation, molecular function: protein kinase activity; ATP binding. Gene Ontology annotation, biological process: protein phosphorylation.
CCAUCUCCAAACAUGAUGGAGCAAAAGAGUUCACUAAGUUCCCCAAGGGGAAAUAAUUUCCAAAUCUCUUGGAAAUCAUCACUAAAUUAAUGAAAUGAUUGAUGACACUCAAAACCCACACGCAUGUACGUAUACGUAUAUAUAUAUAUAUACGUAUAUGUGAACACAAAAUUAGCACAUGCAAUCUUUUUUUUUUUUUUUGCCAAGAGAAAGUACUCGAACACAUGAUUGUUUCACACGCCCUUUCUCUUGCUUUCUAGCAACAAAGCUGUAAAACAGUUACCCUAAGACUUUAUUCAUUCCUCUUCUUCUCCUUCUGCUUCUUCUUCCAUGGCCAUUUUGUUCUUCUCUCUCUCUCUGUUUCUCUCUUCUUCCAUCUUUCUCUCUCUUGUCCAUGGGCUAUCUCUCCUGCAAUGCUGAAUCCGCCAUUGCCGCUUGUGAUCCCUACAACUGGGACCGCCGCCGGCGUCUAAAGCACUGCCGGAAAAAUCCCACCUCCGCCGACACCGAAGAGACGGUUCGACGGUUCACGUUCGAUGAACUGGCCGCCGCGACAAAUGGGUUCUCCGCCGAUAACUUCCUCGGAAAAGGCAGCUACGGGAGCGUCUACAAGGCCGUCCUUGACGGGGGCAAGCUCAUCGCCGCCGUCAAGAGAACCUCCGCCGCGGGAAAAUGCAUCGGCGGUGGCGGAGACAACUCUCAGGUGGACCACGAGAUCGAGAUCCUCUCCCGGAUCAAGAACCCCAGACUGGUCAACCUCAUCGGUUUCUGCGUUGACCAGAAGCGAGACACGAAGCUCUUGGUAUUCGAGUUCAUGCCCAACGGUUCGCUCCACGAGAUUUUACACCGACCCGGUUUAGCUUCUAAACCGGCCAGUUGGAACCGGAGGAUGAAACACGCGCUCCAGGUGGCUCGUGCGGUCCACGCGCUUCACUCCGCCGAGCCUCCGGUGAUCCAUCGCGACGUAAAGUCGUCGAACGUUCUAAUCGACGGUGGUGGAAACGCGCGACUGGGGGAUUUCGGGCUCGCGUUGAGUCCACGUUCCGAGGACGAGCGCGUGAAACGCACUCCCCCGGCAGGGACAAUUGGAUACUUAGAUCCGUCCUAUCUUGCUCCGGCGGAUCUGACGGUGAAAUCCGACGUCUUUAGCUUCGGGAUCUUGUUGCUUGAGAUCAUCAGCGGCCGAAACGCGAUCGAUUUGAACUACAGCCCAUCUUCUGUCGUCGACUGGGCGUUACCGCUGAUGAAACGCGGCGAUUACGCAGCGGUCUGCGACCCGAUAAUCGCGUUUCCGCCACCGCCACCCGCCGCGGUCAGGGCGGUUUGUGUUUUGGCCGCGCGGUGCGUUAGGUCGACAGUGGAGAAGAGGCCGGAGAUGUCGGAGGCCGUGGAGUGUUUGAAACAAGUGAGGCGGUUAUCUCACGUUCCGCGCGUGUGGAAUAACCUGCGGCAGCGCGUGAGACGCGUGGAAUUGUCGGAGGACGUUUUCGUGUUGGAAGAGAGUCAAGAGAAGGUGUCGACGGUGGCGCAACCGCCGGAGCCGCCGCGGCCACUCCGGCGGCGGAAUAGGGUGAUGAGGUCGAGGUCGGUGGGGCCGGAGCCAUGCCACGUGGAGGGCGAGCAAACGGUGGUUGUGAUUCGGAGCUUAGUGGCCGGAAAAAGUUCGGCGGCGACGGCGAGGCUGAGGAAAUCGAGAUCGACGGGGAUUCUACGGAGUUGUCAUAAUAAAACGGUGAAACCGAGAGAGUUCGAUGUUACUAAAGUCAACAACUUGAGUGGUCACUUGUUUUGAUGUUUGAGUUUUGGUUUCCGAUGUUUUUUUUGUCGUAUUGUUUUGGAUUUGGUUAAAAAAAAAGACAAAUGCUAAAUUGUCCUGUCUUCACAAUUUAAACUCUUUUAAAUUGAUUAAUCAUAAUUAGA